UUUACGAGUUUAUUAAUGUGAAUAAAAUAAUAAAAGUCAUGAGUGAAAAUAAAAAAAAAAACGUUAAUACAAAGUGAGCGAAAACUGAAAAAAAGGAAAACAAAAAAGAAUGAAAAAAUUGCGUAAGUGAAUGAAAUCAAAGUAUUGAAUAAGGACCAGUUAAAAAAAAAAAAAAAAGAUAAGAUGAAGGUGAUGAGAAACCAAAGGAAAUAAAAAGAAAUGAAAAGCAAUAUGAAAAUAAAACAAUGAACAAUGUGAAUGAAAGAAAAAGAAAAUAAAUAACAAAUAAUGGACACGAGAAAACAAAAAAAAAAAUAUCCAAAAGAAGAAAUGUGAGUGAAAAUGAGAAAUGGAGAAAUGUGAUAAAGAGGAACAAGGGAAAAUACAAACAUGAGACUGUCUGCAGGUGUGAGGUACGAAGGUGACACAGGGAAGGAAAGAAACCACCACGACAGACACCCACCAGAGACCAGCUAGAGGAACAAGCCACCUGCAUCCCCUACCGUGCCUGAGACCAGCAAAAGACCGACACACACACACUCACACACUCACACACACACAUACACACACAUAGCAGCCUGAAUCAACUUCCCUGACUCGAGAGCACCUAAGCACCGUUUUCCUCGUAUUACUUGAGUCACUCCGCCCCGCUCCCUUACUAACCUCCCUGGAUUUCCUGUUACGUCACUGAGAAAAAAAAUAUCACGCUUCUUUGUCACUGAAAAAAAAAAUAGCCACGUUUCCUCAUUCCUCCUCCAACGAUGAAGAAAGCCUGAUUUUUUCUACACGCAAAUGUGAAAAAAAUCCCCUUGAAAUAAGUCGUCUUUAUGUCUAACUUCAGGAAAGACUUAGAGGAGUGAAUGCUUAAGUCCCCCACGAGGAAAUCUGAAGGGACUUACGGCUUUGUGAGACCAUAAAGAGCAAUAAAGGUCACAUUCACGACUCAAUACCACGUGAUCUGAUCCAAUCCAUAAAAGCAAGAGAAGAUCGCAGCCUUUGAAAUUAAAAAAGAAGAAAGGUAAUAAGGAAAAUAUUUCUUGGGACCAUAACGAAAACAAGAAUCAGGGAGUGGAAGAAAAGAAGAUAAAGAAAGGGAAAAGAGAUAAAGUAAAAGAAGAAACAUCACAAGAAGACCGAAAUAGAGAAUAGGACAGAACACGUGCAGAACAACACCAGAACAGGACCAGGACGCAGCAGAAUAACACUUCAACAUGAGUGAACAGGAGGAAGGCACCACCACCAACAUCACCACCUCCACCACAGUCACCAUCACCACCAGCAGCAGUGGGGGAGGGGUAGGGGCAGGAGAGCGCUACACACCUCCACCCCCUAGAUCAAGCUCCGCCCCCCGUGACCCAGACUGCACUCCCCCUAAGCCGACCCCAGUCUCCUCUCAGCAACUGGAAGGGAGCGCCGCCCCUAACCACGUGUCAGCGCCCAACGCCGAGAUGUGGCACCAUCCCCAGCCCCGGGAACCCACCCCUCAGGACCAUCCAGGGGGCCUGAACCUCACGGUGCUGACCAGCGUCGCCGCCACUCCCACGCCCACGCCCAGCGCCACGCCUGUCAGCGAGGUGGGCGUGGCCAGCAACGUCAUCAUCAGGGAGGACGUGAGCCUGUCCGCUCGCACGCCCGUCAAGCAGGAGGAGGAGGAAGAGCUCAAGCACGCCUACACCGCCGCCCACGCUCACGCCCACGCCUACAACCACGCCCUCCAUGUCGCCAAGGCUGAGGUGAAGGGGGAGAUGGGGUCGCCAUCACCAGUGCAGACCAACCCGAUUCCAGCCACCGUGCACGACCUGGAGCAGACCACCUACUCUCCUUACACGGUUCAAAGUGUGGUAGUGUACGACGCCGGCCACCCAGUCGAACACGUGCACGCCCACACAGUCGAGCCACACCCCCACGGCCACCUGAGCAGCGAGGGCGCCACCUAUGCCACCCUGGAGUCCGCCCCUGCCAUCACCACCCUCGCCUCUCUAUCCUACACGGAGCCCUACCACUACUACUACAAAACGCAGGAUAUGUAUGUGAAGGACGAGGGGCGGAGGUCAGCGGGGUACGACUUCGUGCAGUCCCCAUACGCCACGCCCACCGCCCACCCACAUGCCAGCACCCACGCCCACCUGCAGAAGACUGACGCCUCCAUGUGGGCGACGGCAGCGGAUUACAGUCAGCUGGCGCCCGAGGUGCUGGAGAGGUCUACGCCCCUCACCCACCACGCCUACAUGACCGCCGCCCCCGCCUGGAACACGCCUGCAUCCUACGACUCCAUCCUGCACACCGCCUCGGGGGAAACCUACCGCAGGAUCGAGCCAGGCGACCCGGACAGCACUGAAAACCGUGAGUGCGUGAACUGCGGGGCCAUGACGACUCCACUGUGGCGGCGGGACUCGGGCGGCCACUACCUGUGUAACGCGUGUGGCCUGUACAGCCGCGCCAAUGGGAUAAACAGGCCACACGUCAGGAGCCAGCGACGUCCCAUGAGCCCGCAGUACGUGGCCCCGUCCACGCCCCAGCCGCAGCGCCGUUCCGGGAUGACCUGCUCCAACUGCCAAACCACCAACACGACACUGUGGCGCAGGAACAACAAUGGGGAGCCGGUGUGCAACGCGUGUGGUCUCUACUUCAAGCUGCAUGGGGUCAGCCGCCCCCUUACCAUGAAGAAGGAGGGGCCCAUUCAGACACGCAAGAGGAAGCCUAAAAGCUCUUCUUCCUCCUCUUCUUCUUCCUCCUCCUCCCAUCACCAACCGACCUCCAGUCGCUACGCCGCCUCCACCUCCUCCUCCUCGCCCUCCCCCAGCGUAACCAUGGGCGCCGCCACUUCCCUGAAGCACCACCAGUCACCAGCCUAUGUCUCCACCGUGAUCACCAACUACGCGGACCACCAUGCUGCCGAACACUACGCAGGGGGCGCCGCCGUGGCCCUGCAUGACCAGGGCGCGCACCUCCUGACGGCGGGCGCCCACACCCUGCCCCACGCCGCCCCGACCCAGCUGGUGUCCUACCCUUCCCCCUCCUCCACCCCCCACCAUGUGAUUCCCAACUCCCAGCAUUUGUCGCACCAAGUUAUGAAGCAGAUCCCGGUUCUCGAGCCUCUAGAGGACGCAAACAUCAAGUAUGAACACACUACAUAAGGACAACAGAAGAAGAAGAAGAAAAAAAGAGAAAGUGAGAAAAGGAGAAAAGGAAGACAACGAAAGGUGACCAGAAUCCUGACUCCCGGACAUCUUUGCCUUAAAAACCUUGAAAAAACAUCUUUGUACCUUAAUUACAAAGGGCGUUACUACUUUACCUCUAUCAGUACGCCACGUCAAAUUUAACUAUGCUCUUGUUAUCCUCCCCUAUUUAUCAGUCAGUGGCUUAGCAUGUGUUAUAUUUGCUCCCUAGUACUUAUAAGAGUCCUAGUACUUAUGUAUGCCUCCUAGUACUAGUUAGCACAUUAUAUGAACCCUUUCACUGCGACACGAAACAAUUAGCAGCACCAGAAGCAAUGCGUGAAGUCUUUAAAAGGAUCUACAAGAAAGUUAGCUAUAAAAAAGGAUACAUUUUGCAAUUUCUUCCCAGUUCAAGGAUUGGACGUGGCUGUAGAACAAGUAAAGAUGUCUCAGAGUGGCUGGUAAUUAGGGAAAGGAGUACCAAAUACCAGUCAAAGGGUUAACUAGGGCCACACUUGCCUACACCACUCACACACUAUAAAUGCAUAGCCACUUCACUUAUUAUGUGUUAUAUAUAUAUUUUCUAGUACUUGUGAGGGUCAUAAUACAUCUUACCUAUUUCUCCUAAUACUAGUGAGAGCAUUAUAUAUUAACCAGAACUACCCACGCUUGCCUUUAUCCCCUUCACAUCUUCUAAAACGCACAGACACUUCAUCUGGCACUCUGAACUUGACCCUGGCAGCAUAGUAGAAAUCCUGGCACCCUUCCAUGGCACCAAGUCUAAGGGCCUGGCACUCCACCCAAGACCCUGGCGUGGAACUGAAAGCUUGGAAUGGUGUUAAAUUGUUGCGAAGUGUUGAGAAUCCUAAGAUGACAGUUUGUGGUGAGGCGUUUAGUUAAUGAUGGACCAAAGAGACAAGACGGCAUUAGAGAGAGAGAGAGAGAGAGAGAGAGAGAGAGAGAGAGAGAGAGAGAGAGAGAGAGAGAGAGAGAGAGAGAGAGAGAGAGAGAGAGAGAGAGAGAAUAUUCUAACGCAGACAAUGGCAUGAAAAUGUUAAAAUAAGAGAAAGUAGCUGACAGUUUAGAUAAUCUGCCUCGUAUUUCCCGUGAGUCGCGGCGAGGCAGGAAAACUUGAGUGAAUAACAGUCAAAUACAUUACGCUAAAUAGUGAAAGGAAAAAAUGGAUGAAAGAAAAAAAAAGAAGAUAAAGAGAGAGAAAGAGAGAGGGAAAGAGGGAGAGAGGCAUUACCUCGCGCGCAUUAUUGUAUUAUUUCUUAAGACUGUGUUGUUGUUGUUGUUGUUGUUGUUGUUGUUGUUGUUGUUGUUGUGUUUUUGUGUUUAGUGAUUAUACAAAGGUGUGUGUGUGUGUGUGUGUGUGUGUGUGUGUGUGUGUGUGUGUGUGUGUGUGUGUGUGUGUGUGUGUGUGUGUGUGUGUGUGUGUGUGUGUGUCAGGUAGAGCAGAAAAAAAAAAUAAAAACGAAACGUGGCACCAGCGCAUUUUCCGUAAAUAUGUGGCAUCACUGUAAAACCAAGAAAUAAUUCGUUGAUGUAAUUGUUUUUGCAUUAUUUUUCAGCAAUGUGGGAUUAAUUAUUAUUAUUAUUAUUAUUAUUAUUUCCCAGGUAACCUUCUUCCCACAACAUUUAUUUAAUUUCCAAAGCUGUGUUACUUGCAGUGGUAACGUUUCCCCUCGUAACACAUUCUGGUGUAUUGCCAGAGUGAGGGUUAGGGGGAGGAAGAGGUGUGAGGGCAGGAAGAGGAAGUAAGGGGCAAUGAAGCAGACAUAUCACUUCUUUAAAGAAAAUUCCAUUCCAUUAGCUAUAAUUUUUCCCUUCUGUACAUUUCACAACUGUUUCCCUUUCAGUAUAUUUCAUUGUUUCUCUUCCUAUUACUCUCUACUUCAAGAUCCACUGCACAUCUCUCCUUUUUCCUAAUAUUUUACUUUUUUUUUUUUUAAGGCUAAAGAGAAAAUUAUGGAAAGAUAUUUUUCAUUACAUUCCAAUAACGUACAAGUUUCUCCCCAUUCUUUUUUUUUUUAAUAUAUCAACGUUUGUCUCCUUACUUUCUUUUUUUCAUUUCUUUCCAUUAAUUAAUUACGUACUUACUUUCUGUACAUAUUUCCAAAAGUUUCAGUUCACACUCGUCGGGUUGAAAACUUUAUGAAAAAAAAACAAAAUAUAUAUAUGUAUAAAGAACUGAAACUUUUUACUACAAUAUAGAAUAAGAUAUAAUGGAGAUUUGUCUGUCUGUCUGUCUGUCUGUCUGUCUGUCUGUCUGUGUGUCUGUGUGUGUCUAUGUGAAUUUCCGUGUCUUAUUUUAUAUUAAUUUGUAUGGGCGUUAAACGAUUAUUUCCAUUUUUGUUAAGUGUUUUAAUAUAUAUUUGAGAGAGAGAGAGAGAGAGAGAGAGAGAGAGAGAGAGAGAGAGAGAGAGAGAGAGAGAGAGAGAGAGAGAGAGAGAGAGAGAGAGAGAGAGAGAGAGAGAGAGAGAGAGAAA
Scylla paramamosain (green mud crab) is the source of this 5650-nucleotide messenger RNA. Its product is annotated as transcription factor GATA-3-like. Gene Ontology annotation, molecular function: zinc ion binding; DNA-binding transcription factor activity, RNA polymerase II-specific; RNA polymerase II cis-regulatory region sequence-specific DNA binding. The record is from RefSeq and is a predicted model, not a curated record. Gene Ontology annotation, biological process: cell fate commitment; positive regulation of transcription by RNA polymerase II; negative regulation of transcription by RNA polymerase II. Bases 1212 to 3137 code for a protein of 641 amino acids. The transcript has 13 exons. NCBI's taxonomy places the organism in Eukaryota, Metazoa, Arthropoda, Malacostraca, Decapoda, Portunidae.